Molecule: messenger RNA, 1284 nt
Organism: Pleurotus ostreatus (oyster mushroom)
Lineage: Eukaryota; Fungi; Basidiomycota; Agaricomycetes; Agaricales; Pleurotaceae
Gene: PFA4
Product: Palmitoyltransferase
Exons: 8
Coding region: 1-1284 (427 amino acids)
Molecular function (GO): palmitoyltransferase activity
Source: RefSeq, a predicted model, not a curated record
AUGCACCCUAUUCUCGGUCGGAUUGUCGUCAAUUUUGUUCUCUGUCUCAUCUGCUUCAUAGCAUACUCUUCGCAAAUAUUCAUAAUAUGGCCCUGGUACGGCCGUGAGGUCUCGGUCGACCUCCUUACAUUACUUGUACCAUUCAAUCUUUUAGUCGGCAUGCUCCUUUGGAACUAUUUCUUAACUGUAACCACGGACCCAGGCGGCGUACCUGAUAAUUGGAAACCGGACACGACGGAAGACGGGUAUGAAGUCAAGAAGCUCACUGGAAAGCCGAGAUAUUGUCGAUUCUGUGAGAAACCCAAGCCCCCCAGGGCUCACCACUGUAAAGAGUGUAAACGGCAAGAACUCCAUGAUGACAACCCGCUUUAUAAAGAUCAUCAUUGUCCCUGGGUGAAUAACUGCGUCGGCCACUUCAAUUACGGUCAUUUCAUUCGGUUUCUCUUCUAUGUCGACCUCGCCUGCUCGUAUCAUCUUGCAAUGGUAACCAGUCGCGUACGGUCUGCUUGGGGAGUUCGCGUAUGGGACGAGCCCUCGGCGUCAGAAUUAAUAUUCAUGAUCUUGAAUUAUGUCGCAUGCGUACCCGUUCUCCUCAGCGUUGGAGGAUUUAGUAUCUACCAUUUGAUAUCCCUUCUCCGAAAUACCACCACCAUCGAGGGUUGGGAGAAAGAUAAAGCUGCUACAAUGGUGCGCCGCGGAAAGAUUCGCGAGAACCUAGGACGACGUCGCAACUUAGAGUCCAUACUCGGUACUAACCCAUGGUUGUGGUGCUGGCCGACCGUGACGCCGGGCACUGGGCUGAAGUACGACCUUGCCGAGAACGAGGAUACUACCAUGGUCUGGCCGCCGGAAGACCCAGACGCCAGAGAGUACGAUGAUAAUGACGACGACGGGGCCGGGCAAUUCGAACUUCCAGAAUCUCCUUGGACAUACGAGAACGGCGCGCUCAACCCAAGCCUUCAACCCUAUAACUCUGAGCUACGCACCUCUGCUCUGCAACGGCGUCAUAAACGACAGAAUCCACAAACUCAGUCAAAUACAAACGCUGAUGAACAUGUAUAUGAAUCAUCCGAAUCAGAGAGUUCAUACCAAGAAUUCCCCAGGAAGCGUAGAGGUUCAGAGGGCUAUGAAGUUCGUCCUGUCGAUCGCAACGAGAUGUUGAGGCGUUAUCUGGAAGAGAUAGGGGAGGCACCAGGACGUUACCAUAGAUAUAUUCCGCAGCCAGAGAGUGCCAGUGAAGACGAUGAACUUCCUCUAGAUCAAAGCCCAAUACCGGCACAUUGA